ACCUGGUUCGUAAGCAACAGGCUGCAGCGUUAAAAGCCAAGAAACCACAACCAGCGUGAACGUGUGUUUCUACGCAGCCAAACAUUUCACCCAUACAACAUCAUGACGUAUAAGUCCAAAACUCCUGCUCCUACCUGGUAAGACAAAUGACCCACCGCUCAACAAGGACACCUAUAGGGACAUAUUUGGUGUCCUACAUUCUACAGGGCUCCUACAAGUGUGGUCCUUUAAGUCAGCAGUAUGACUCACUACUAUUUGACUUGAACGUUUCGUACAGGCUCUCUGGAUGUGCUCCUUUGAAAAAACACUCGAUGGUUGAUGAUCACUCAGAAUAACUGAGCUCACCGUGGGACUGGCCUGGAGCAGCCACAGAUUCCCACGACCCCUCCUCCACCACACACACACACACACAGACACACACACACACACGGGGCUGCACAGGCGCUCAGGCAGUGAGGAAACAGAGGCAGAGCAGCUUUGCACCACUUUUUUACUGAGACUGUUAUUUACUAUAAAAGCUUCACUUCAGCAGCAGCAGCAGCCGCACUGGAAAGACGAGGAAGAAGAGCAGCGUCUUCAUCCGAGGAGGAACGAGGUGAGAGAAGAAGUGUGGAUGUAAGAAUCAAAGUGUUGGAGAAGAAGAAGAAGAAGAAGAAGAAGAAGAAGAAGAAGAAGAAGAGGAAGAAGAAGAAGAAAAAAAAGACGCACACGGCGGAGUGGGAGGAAAAACGCAACUCAGCCUGAUUUAUCUCGAUGAUGCCGAGGAUCCAGUUUCUGCUUCGGAUUCACGUCCACAACAAGAGUGAAGCCAGAGGAUGACUGCAGCCAGUCCAGUCUGCAGCCCCGCCUCCUCCCACUCCUCACCUGUCUGCCUCCCAGCAUGCCACAGGCACCUGAGGAUAGGCAAGGCCCUCCAGACCAAGCUGCCCCUGCGCUCUGCCCCCGGCGUGUGGCUUCUCCUGGGCGUAGUGGUGGUCCUGGUGGGCAUGAGCGUGGCAGUGGCGGGCUAUGUGUCCGCGGAACCGAAGCCCGUGGGAGGCCGCGGCAGCACCCACGCCGAGAGGAUGAAACUGACGGGGCCCGUGGUCAUGGGAGUGGGCCUGUUCAUCUUCAUCUGUGCUGCCACGCUGCUGUACGAGAACCGGGACCAGGAAGUCCUCAAAUACGAGACGUCUGACGACCUGGAGGACCUGAAGGGAAGGUACAGCUGGGAGGACUCGCAGGAGCAGCCCAGCUUCGGCUGCCAGGAGCAGUGGGAGUGUAAAGACACAGAGCAGGGAUCCUGGGCCGCUCCGGCCCACACACUCCCACUCUCAAACCAGAGCUGGGGGCCUCCUCUUCCUCCUGCUCUGCCUCGCACCAACAGACACAACAUCAGCAGCAGCACAACAUCUCCGGAUGCAGGUGGUGGAGGUAACGAGAAGGUGGACAUAAAGGAGGAGGAGAAGGAGGGAGGGUCAACCCUACUGGCCCGAGUCUUGCACCACCAGGAACCGACUCCUCACCCACCUUCCCCCUGCCUGUCCGUCUCCCACUCCUCCGUCUACUCGGACUCCUGCAACUCCAGUGAGAUCCACUUCAACAUACGGACAGACUCUCCUCUGCCGCAUCAACACUGAACC
Molecule: messenger RNA, 1622 nt
Organism: Hippoglossus stenolepis (Pacific halibut)
Lineage: Eukaryota; Metazoa; Chordata; Actinopteri; Pleuronectiformes; Pleuronectidae
Exons: 2
Coding region: 816-1619 (267 amino acids)
Source: RefSeq, a predicted model, not a curated record